Molecule: messenger RNA, 1629 nt
Organism: Stegostoma tigrinum
Lineage: Eukaryota; Metazoa; Chordata; Chondrichthyes; Orectolobiformes; Stegostomatidae
Exons: 4
Coding region: 89-433 (114 amino acids)
Source: RefSeq, a predicted model, not a curated record
UUCACAGAUUUCGAUGUCUGAUUCAAACACUGGUGUGGUAAGGAGCCGUAUACUUGGGAUGGGCUUCACCUGAACUAAGCUGGGAUCAAUGAACUGGACAAAUGCAAUUUUAUUGGAAGCUGAUGCAGCAAAAAAGUGGGUAAACAGAUGGGGAUUUCUGGUAACUGAACGUGAUAAGAUUGAGGCUGAUCAGGAAAAAUUGAGAAAUAAAUGUCGACUGCAUACACCAGAUCACCUGAAGGUUCGACCUGCAUCACCCAUCAGCAAGUAUAUCCAGGUAGGAGCAUCACCUCCUGUUCCAAAGACAACCCAAGGAUUAAUUGGCUGGCGGUCUGCUAUACCAGGUUUGAGUCUGGAGCAAUACAAAGGUCCCAAAAGAGGAAAGUGGAGCUUUCUAAGUCAGAUGAAAUGGCCAGAAGAUUGUAUUGACUAACUUUGUAAUUGUCAAAGCAUUUUUUAAUCAUCUGUGUAUUACCUGCUCAAUGAUGCUAGUGGUUUUAGCUGCAACUCAGUCAGUACUCAAAAGGCUUGUUCUCCAUUAGGUUUUGAGAGAUGACUUUCCACAUGACUUUUAAAAUUGGCCAUAGCAAACCGUUUUUAUGCAAAAUAUUAUAUUUUGGCUUUUUUCUUCUCAAAUAUGUUUCUACUUCAACCACUUGCCUCGUUCAGUUAACUCGGUGUUUGAAACUAAGGAAAUGUCUCUCCAUUCAAGGUUAGUGUCCUUCGUGAAUACAGUGAUCCUCGUUUUUAAGGGGGUUUUCAAGGUCAAAACUGGAUGUGGGGCACAGAGACUUUUCAUAAACCCAGUGAAAGAAAAAUCUUUUUACUUCUUCCACAUUUUCUCAUUUGAGUCUGUUCUUCAUGACAAUAAAUUUUUUUCUGUGAUUUGAAAUUGUGCUGUACAACAUUCACAAUAUUGCAAUAAGUUCUUAUGGAUUUGGCUAUCUUUCCUUUUGAAUCUUUCCUUAAUCUUUGAUGUUUGUGACAUAUACUGUUCAAGAUGUGGAGAAGAUGGUCAAUAAUGCUGUCCUCCAGGGCAGCCGUAUGUAUAUCUAAGUCACACUUGGCCAGCAACCUUUUGAAUGUUCAUUGAUAAAAGCUCCAUUUCAGAAAAUCUGAACACCAAUUCAUUGAUCUGCUGUUCCUUAACAAUAUUCAUCUAGAUUUGCAUAAUUAAACUAAAAAUGUUUUAGAAAUAAAAAUAAGUUUUUGGAGAGACUGAUUCGGUCAAGCAGCAUUUUUGGAGAGAGCAAGUGAGUUAUCAUCGAAUUCAGUGUGACUUAUGGAGCAUAUUUUUAAGGUGAGAGGAGAAAAAUUUGAGGGAUCUGAGGGACAACUUUUUUUCAUAGACGGAUAUUUGUAUGUUAAAUGAACUGCCAGAGAAAGUGGUAGAUCCAGGUUGAGUUAUAGUAUCAGUUGGACCAAAGGACCUGUUUCCUUGCUGUAUGACUCAAUGACUUGAAAUAGAACUAACUGUUCAGAAUUUUCUGUUUUGUAUUUCAAAUAUCUGACAUCUGAAGUUUUUUUGAUUUUAUUGCUUCAGGUUGAUAACCUUUCACCAGAAUGUUUUAAUUGUUUUUGGAAUACUGUUUGGCUUGAUCUGUUUUAUAUAAAAACUCCUGGAAAAUA